AUGACACCACCGAGCCUCCUGCAGGGGAUAAAACAUCAGCGCUUGAGCAUCUGUCCAAAGCAGUCCACAUUGUUUCUGGUCGGGGAGAGGAGACAAAUCCAAGUGCUCAGAAUGAAUUGCUUGUCACUGCAGCUCCUUGCUUGCCUCUGCGCCCUGCUGCCCUUCACAGCCAGCAGUCCAAUCGACAACAGGGCAGACAUAACUGAAGAGGAGAGCAGGUAUCUUGUGGAAGAUAAUGUUCAGGAGGACGAUUUCAACACCCUGCUGACGAAUAUGAAGGGAGACUUUUUGAAAACUCUCAACUUGUCCGGAAACCUGGACCUGGACGCAUCGAAAAUGGAACCGCCCGAGUACAUGAUCGAGCUGUACAACAGGUUCGCAAACGACAGGACCUCCAUGCCUUCCUCCAACAUCGUGAGGAGCUUCAAGAACGAAGACAUUUCAGUUUCCAACCAAACUAAUGGUGUGAGGAUCCAUUCUCUCCUCUUCAACGUGUCAGUGCCUCACCAUGAAGAAAUCACCAUGGCUGAACUUCGACUGUACACCUUGGUAGAUACGGACAGAAGAAUGUAUGAGGGAGUGGACAGGAAAGUCACCAUCUAUGAAGUGACUGAGCAGCAAAAUGAAGAGAAAGAAGAACAUUCUGGUCUAGUCAAAUUAGCAAAAAGACACAUUGUUGGCAAAGACAGCGGCUGGGAGAUCUUUGAUGUGACAGAAGCCAUCCUGAGAUGGUCAAAAUCUGAGGGGACCACACAUAGACUUCAAGUACACAUUGAAAACAUGGAAGACAAAAAGCAUGAAAAUGGAAAUCUUGACAUAGACAUGAAACCAGAGACUAAACACAUGCCUGUGCUAAUAGUCUUCUCUGAUGAUCGAAACAGCAUGAAGGAAGAAGCGAUUGAAGAGUUGGAGCAGAUGAUUGACCAUGAGCAAGAUGUGACCUUUAAGAACUUGGAUGCUGGAAAUGUUGGCAUCAACUUGAAUGAAGAAACCUUGCUGCAAAGGCGGUCAAACAUGCUCUAUGACACCUCUUCAAGGAUCAGAAGGAAUGCCAAGAUGAGUGCCUGUAAAAGGAGCCCCCUUUAUGUCGAAUUUAAGGAGAUCAAGUGGGAUUCUUGGAUCAUAGCCCCAAAAGGAUAUGAAGCAUAUGAGUGCAAAGGGUCCUGUAAUUACCCACUGACUGAGCAAGUUACCCCAACCAAGCACGCGAUUGUUCAGACUUUGGUCAACCUCCACAACCCUAACAUGGCAGCCAAAGCUUGCUGUGUCCCUACCAAACUGGACCCCAUCUCCAUCCUCUAUUUGGAUGAUGCAGGUGUGGUCACAUAUAAGUUCAAGUAUGAAGGUAUGGUAGUGGCAGAAUGUGGCUGCAGAUAGUACAGAAGUAUGAUUAGAAAAUAACUCUAAUAUAUAUUCAUGUCAAAGUAUUUAAUGACUGUUUGUAAAUGUGUACAUUUUUUAUCUGCCUAUUUAAGAUGCUUAUUUAAGGAUCUGUGUACAGCUAAAUUCUAGAUUUAUAAUGGACUGUGUGUUUAUUGUUUUAAUUGCUGGAGAAGCAGCAUUGUUUAUAAGGUCACAGAAACCAGCUCCAAUGGGAAUUCUUAAUAUGGUCCAGCAAGUUUCACAGACAAUUACAAAGAAGCAGGAAGAAUAUUGAGGAACAUACUCCUUUUCUUUGAAUCAUACAAAUUGCAGCAUUGAAAAAGGUGACUUGGACCUUUGUACCUGUGCUCCACAUUGGAGUCAUAUCCUCAAAUUUAGAAUGUCUGCACUUUUCCCAACAUCCUUGAAUAUUUUUCAAAUGUUAAAUGAAUUGUUAAGUAUCCUUGCAUUUCAACAGCGUUCUGUGUUUUGAUAGUCCUUUACAUGCAAACCAAAUUGUCUAAACCUCUCUUCCCAUUUCUUAGCAAAUGCAUAGCUGAAUUAUUGUGCAUGCUACCGCUUUGUCAUUGUCCCUGGUUCCAAGCUUCGUGAAGGAUGAGGCAAGUUACCUUGUAAUCACAGAUGGUUGGAACCUGUAUUCAUUCGAAGGCGAUGUAAAACUGCUGGAGAAAGAAUCACUGGCUAUUUCAGUGUGGCAAUGUGACUGCACUAUCUCCUGUUGGGUUGCUUCAAGUUGGCUUUUAGAUUUGAAGUCACAAAUUGUAACGGAACUCAGGCAGCCUUUUAAAUCUGCUACCUCGUAGUAUUGCUCUUGAUACAUUCAGUAAGUACAAACACAUUAAAACCUAUAUAAAUGUAUCACUUCAGGCCAGCUUUUCCAAUGUACAAACAUAUGACAAGAGAGAUAACAACAACACUUUGUAUUUAUGUAGAGCCUUCUUUAAGACAGUAAAACAUCUCAGAAGUGUUUCGCAAAAGUGUAACUUGGAUAGAAAUUGACAUCGAGUGAAAAAAGACGAGUUUUGGACUUGUGACCAGAAUCUUUGACAAAGACUUGGAAUUCAAACGGCAUCUAAAAGGAGGACUGAGAAAUGUCAGGGAGAGAAUUAUAGAGCUUGGGGGCUGAGAUAGCUGAAGGCACAGCUGUCAAUGCUGGAGCAAAAGGACCCACAUCAGCCAGAGUUGGAGGAAUACAGAGUGUGCGUACAAUUAUAAGGCUAGAAGAAGAGACUCCUGAGGUGAGGUGCAAAGCCAUGGAGGGAUUUGAACACAAAGAUGGGAAUUUUCAAAUUGAAGUAUUGAUGGGGUAGGAAUUAAUGUAGGUCAGUGAGCAUGGCUGAUGAGUGAACAGGACUUGGUGUGUGUUUUCAAUGAAGUCAAGUUUACGGAGAGUGGAAGAUGGCAGGAGUAUGAGAGCAGGCAGGAGUGGAGCCAGGCAAACGGUCUUUGUGAUGGAUCAGAAGCUCAGGACAAGGUCAAAUAGCACGUCGAGGCUGUUGCACAAUCUGGUUCAGCCUGGGAUAGUGGCCAGAAAGUGGUUUAGAGUUUUUUUACAAGUAUCAAAACAAUAGCUUCAAUUGUCCCAAUGUUUAAUUGGAGGAGAUCUUUGUCUCAUCCUGGACUGGAGGUCAGUCUCACAGUGUAAUAACAGUGAUGAGGUAGAACUGGGUGUUGUAAGUCACCGCACCUGUAGAGAGUGACCUUGUGAUGUGACCGAGGAGCAGCAUGUAGAUGGGACGUAGGAAUGGGCAAGGUAGAUCUUUGAGACAGAGAUCCCUUCCUGAUAAUAAAACAUCUGAAGCCUAAACCAAUAAUGAUCAUACAUAAAAUUAAAACAGAAAAUGCUGGAAAACUCAGCAGGUCAGGCAGCAUCGUGGAGAGAGAAACUGAGUCAAUGUUUCGAGUCUAAUAUGACUCUUCUUCAGAACUUAUAUGUCAGAAUAAUGAUCAUAUGUUCUAAGUAACUGAAAUUAUUACUCAUUUCAAAGUACGUCAAACUAAACUCUUCUGUGUCCUGUUUAUGAGGACGUUCUAAUCUUUUUCCUCCAAAUUUAAAAAUGAGCAUGCAUAUGUAAGUGAAUAUGACUCCCUGCGUGAGUUUCUGUGGCCUUAAUAUUGUUUUUUUGUAUAUAUACUUGUAAAGAUAAGAUGCCUUUGAAUGUAAAACCAUGCGUAGAUUACUCUUUAUUAAACAAAGAGGUAUUGUUUUGAUUCUUAAAGGAUAACUUCACCAUUCUUGGACUAGCUUCAGGAGAUGGUGAGAUUCUGGUCAGGCAUAUUCCUUGCAAAGAGAGACUCUCACUAACAGUGUUGCUUUAACAGUAACAAGAUGAAUGAAACUUUUUCAUGGAAUGUAUUUCAUUCCAUAUGAGAAAAAGAACUGUUUAUGCAAGUGUUAUCAUUCUAUCUGGGCCCUGGCUUGAAGGAAUAAUGAGCAAAAUGGAGAGCAGUCAUAUUUGCCGGACACUGUUAUCAGCUGAGUCCCUGAGUAAAGCGGGCUCCCCGUGACUCCAUCAAGCCAGUUGAUGCCACUACCAUUCAUUGUUUAAACUUUUUAAAUGAUUUCACUUUUGAAAACCUUUCAAAAUGGGCUUUGAUUAUUUUUUGCAAAGCAUGACAAUGGUGAGCCUCCCGUGUAAAACGUGAUUAUAUUGGUCUCUCUGAAUUGUUGUGCACAGUUUGUGUCUUUGGUUCGAGCCACUUGGCUCUGCACAAAGCAUCCUGUUUUUCCCCUUUGCUGAAUCCUCCUUCUCCCCUGUGAAAUGAGGAAUCUAUACUUUGUCUCUUUCCUCCACCAACUAAUUGUCCAUUUCAUGCAUGAAUGUUACAUCUCAAGCCAGAAUAAUGUUUGAAUUCCACGUUUAUCUGAAAGAACGAUGAUAAUUGAAUUUUUACUGUGUUUUUAAAGAUUCAAUUUGUCUGUACAAUCAGAAACUGUUGGGCUUCAUCCAAACUGGUCAUUGCUAUAAAGGUAUUUGUCAUUUUUGUUAAGUCUGCUAUUUCCUUGCUAAUCAAACUUGUGUGAAAAAAAACCUGUGGUCACACAUAAGCGACAUUGCCUGUGUGCCUCCAACCUUGAACGUUGGUUCUCAUCUCAUUGGAAUAUCAGAUUAGUGGGCUAUUCUUGAAUGGGGAAAACAAGAAAAGGAAUGUGAAUAGAUCACACAUUAUGAUAAUUUAAAUCCACCCUGACCCAAAAAAUGCCAUUGUGUCAUUGUGAAGCACGUGGUGUGUGACCUCCCCUUCCUUCCAAGGGAUGUCAAAGGGCUGCUUUCAUCAAGUUACAUCAUUUCCCUUUCUCCAAGUUGAGAGGUUUGCAUUAGAUGGCCACAUUUAAACCCACCCACUGCUCCCCUGACAACAGAACAGUCUUCAGUGUGGCCCAGAGUCAUUGAUCAUGCUAAGUUUAGUGCAGCUUCAGAUGGUCGCUGUGCUAAUUGUUAUUAUUAUUCUGGUUAUUAUGAGAGUCUAGAACCAGGGAACCCAGUUUCAAAAUAAAGGGGAAGCCACUUAGGAUCGAGAUGAGGAGAAGUGUUUUUACUCAGAUGAUUGUGAACCUUUGGAAUUCUCUACCCCAGAGGGCUGAGGAUGACCAGUCACUAUGUUUAAAACAGAGAUUGACAGAUUUCUAAGUACCAAUGACAUAAGGGGAUAUGGGGAUAGUGUUGGAAAAAGGCAUUGAAGUGGAUGACUAGCCAUGAUCAUAUUGAAUGGUGGAGCUGACUCAAUGGGCUGAAUGGCCUACUCCUGCUCCUAUUUCCUUUGAUUAUUAAUUCAUCUUGGAUAUCUUGCAUUUGAACCUUGCUUGUCCACCUGUUUCUGAACUGUCCCUUCAGCCAGUUUUCAAUGCCUUCUGUCCUGUCACAUGCACUUCCUGAACACUGCCAACGUGGUAGCUAUAAAGCCCAAGAUAAGAAGGCGUGAGAGCUGAGAAACAUUGGACCCUGUCACUUUAUUUAUACUGAGCUGCAAAGUUGUCAGAUUCUUGGAGAAGUGUGACUGACGUGAACGCUGCUGGUCCCAACUGUACUGACUCUCAACAGUUUUACACAUGUAGGGUAAAGCUAUCUCCCCUGGGUGAUAAGAAAGCAGCUUCUGAAGAACUCCAUUGCACAAUUUGUGUGAGAUGGCCUGAAGCACUUUGCUGAAUAUCAGCCCAAAGUAAUCCCAGAUAUGUGUACUCGAAACAUUGGCAUUCUGCACUAUUUUUAUUGGAUGCUGCAAUUCACCAAUGUAAUAUUGGUCAAAAACACUCUGAGCAAAGAUCUAUUUCUUUUCAUGUUGAUUUUAAAACUAAAACCUCGGUGUUUUUAAACUGUUAAAAUAUAUCUCCUAUGAAUUUGGAUCAUUAGCAUAAAGGUUUCCAAUUCAAAGUUGAAAAUGGUGUAACCUCUGUUUCGACAGUCACCCAGAUUUUGGGGCAAUUUAUUUAUUCUAUACUUUCCUUUUUGGUGCACUCCCCGAUAAGCUGCAAUCAUGGGCAGAAUUUUACAUCCUCUCCCACCGGUUGGAUCUUCCAGUCUCGGCAAAGUCAAUGGACUUUUGAACGGCUCGCCACGCUUUCUGGCCUCACCCCCGACUCCCCCACUCCCGUAAAAUUCCAUCCCAUAAGAAAUGGUGAAGCCCAUGUCAGACUUCAAAACAGACUUUGUGCUCAGUUUUUGCAAUUGAGUGGAACCUUGGAAUUUUGGCUUGCAAAAGCUCCUUGUGUUGGUAAAUUUUGCAGGGGGUGGGAUUCAUGGGGUCAGUGCUGCAGGGAGUGAGAUUCGUGGGGUUCGUGCUGCAGGGGGUGAAAUUGUCACUGUGAAACAGAUUUGGGGGCACACUCAAUCAGCUGGUGUUACCAACGGACAGAUAUUCAACAGGUUCAACCCCAGUUAGGUUUGUGUACUAUAGAAUAUCAUAUGGAUGGGUUAAGCCCAACAGUAAUUUCUAUCCUGUCCUUAUUUAAUCAGUCUGCUACAGAUGGUCAGCUAGCAGACUGUGUGAGGAAAGGCCUGUUUAUAAAACAUCAUAUAUUUAUUGAGUUUUUUUUAUUUUUGAGACUUGUUUAAAUAUCAGCUGUAAGUUAUUAAAUGUAAAUUGAUUUAUUUGGAAUGAAUUAUCAAAGAUGUAAGAUGAGAGAUCUUUAUUCUGGAUAUAAGUAACAGCAUUAACUGUCUGAUGUGCACUGUUUUGAUAUAAAAUCUGUUUUAAAAGAAAA
Messenger RNA from Carcharodon carcharias (great white shark), 6586 nucleotides. RefSeq names its product bone morphogenetic protein 10-like. Gene Ontology annotation, cellular component: extracellular region. The record is from RefSeq and is a predicted model, not a curated record. Gene Ontology annotation, biological process: BMP signaling pathway; SMAD protein signal transduction. Bases 1 to 1377 code for a protein of 458 amino acids. The transcript is spliced from 2 exons. NCBI's taxonomy places the organism in Eukaryota, Metazoa, Chordata, Chondrichthyes, Lamniformes, Lamnidae. Gene Ontology annotation, molecular function: growth factor activity; cytokine activity.